Molecule: messenger RNA, 810 nt
Organism: Frieseomelitta varia
Lineage: Eukaryota; Metazoa; Arthropoda; Insecta; Hymenoptera; Apidae
Product: nuclear RNA export factor 1-like
Exons: 2
Coding region: 1-726 (241 amino acids)
Biological process (GO): poly(A)+ mRNA export from nucleus
Cellular component (GO): nucleus; cytoplasm
Molecular function (GO): RNA binding; protein binding
Source: RefSeq, a predicted model, not a curated record
AUGUCAUACAUGCCAUUUGUCACUUUCACUUCGACCGUCGUCAGUGAAGAUUAUAUAAUAAAUAAACUUCUCAAUUGCGUUGAAACUUUGGUUCCGAUAAAAUACAGGGCGAAUGAAAAUGAGGCCAGUUUUUUUGUGGAUGAUAAAAAAGUUGCAGUUGCGUUACUACACCGUGAAAUCACAGUUACCCGAGGAGAAAAAUUGACAGUCACAGUUAUAAAGCCACGAUUUCCCCGGUCUAUAAUUGACGACGAAUUUGAAAAAAGAAUAAAACAAGUCGUAAUGAAACGAUAUAUACCAGCGACAAAAUCAAUGGAUUUGUCAAGGUUUCACAGAGAUUUUGACCUUAUUUCUGACUACUUUUGUACACUGUACUGUCCUCUAAUUGUAGACGUCGUGUUCAGCGUUCUAUCGGAAUAUAUGCCAGAUUUAGAGGCACUAAAUUUGAGUGGAAAUAUAUUGGAUAUCGAUUUUACGCUAAGCAUGGUGAAACUGAUAUUUGUGAAUUUAAAGAUACUGCACAUUGGAGAUAAUUCGAUAAGAGACAUGGAAGAAAUAAACGGUCUCCAAGAUUUAGAGCUGGAGGAGCUCAUACUGAGAGGGAAUCCGAUAUGCAAAAAGUAUCAAUUCACAAAUGACUAUAUUAAAGACGUGCAGAAACGGUGUCCUAAACUCCUGCGACUGGAUGGUAUGGAUAUUCAAAAUUCAAGUCGUUGUGCGAUGUAGUGGACGAAGGAAAUAACAUGACAACCUCCGAAAGGAUGUUUGCUGCAAAUGUACAAAUUUACGAGACAAUUUUUACAAAAAUAU